UUUAACUGCGUUUCUUCUGUUUUAAAGUCAUUUUCAUCUUCUAUUACUGACUUUACCUGUACGAUGAAGACUUGCUCUGGUGCAGCUAUGCUGGUCGCCUUCUUGGCGAUCUGCGAUGCCGCUUUCGUGACGCUGCCUAUCCAUUCACGCAAGAACCCGCUCAAAUCUCCAGAACACUUGGCGCGACUGCAAGUUGCUGCCGAAGUCAACGGUGUCAGUGUUCCUGUGAAGGAUUGGAUUGCACACACGGCUGAUCUCCAAUGGUAUACUACUGUCAAAGUUGGCACGCCUCCUCAGAAUUUCGAUGUCAUCUUUGACACUGGUUCCUUUGACAUGUUCAUUGCAUCCAAGGAGUGCACCACCUGUGGCCACGCUCGCACUUUUGACAGCUCCCAAUCCAGCACCUUCUCGCAGGAGCCCAACCAGCCCCAGAGUUUCACCUACGGCACGGGCGUUGACUCAACCUCUUUGCCACCUCAGGGCGAAGGUGUUGGUGGAACUAUUGUAACCGAUAGAGUUGAUAUCGCCAACUUGACGGUGCCAUCGCAACAGUUCCUCCUCUGCGAUCGCUACGAUGAAUUCCUGGCCGACGUUCCAUUUGAUGGUGUCAUGGGCAUUGGUCUCGUCAACCAGACUGGUCUUCCAAGUGGUAAGCCCUGGUAUUGGCAGUUGUACUACAGCGGCCAGAUACAGUCACCUGUCUUCUCGUUCUAUUACCCUCCUGGCCGUGCAACUGGCGCAGAGAUGACUCUUGGUGGCGUCAACCCUGCCCGCUACACAGGCGACAUCACGUAUAUUGACCUAACAGAUGGUGGUCAGUUUGACGUUGGAGUCCCUGCUAGCUACUUUGGUGGCAAGCAAUCAGUCAUCCCUGCUACCGGUGCAAUUCUGGAUUCCGGAACACCUUUCUUUACUGCCUCUGCUUCCACUGUCAAGGACAUUUAUGCCGCGCUAGGCUCUCAGUUCAAGCAACUUGAUCAAGGUGGCUCCUGGGGCGCUCCCUGCGAUGUUAUCGAUUCUCUUGCCGUAGAAAUGACAUUUACUCUUGGAUCUGGUAGCAAUACCUUCAAUGCCACCAUGCCCAAAGAAGCUUUUAACUUGGGACCUUAUCCUGGGCAACAGGGCAUGUGUCAGGGAGUCUUUAGCGCUCUGGAAGCUGGCGGCAGCCUCAUUCUGGGGGCUCCUCUGCUUGACAGAUAUUACACUGUCUGGGACGGACUCAACUACAAAAUGGGCUUUGCUCAAGCUAAAUUUUAAUUACAUCGCUUCAUCCUAUACAUACUUGGUGAAAGUUACUAAAGGACUCAGUAGAAUGAACAUAAUAAUAAAAUAAAACAUUAUUAUAUUAGAGUAAUCGUACAUUACUCGACGUGCGGGAUAUUGAGUCGCUUAGAUAGACUUUCAUGGACUAUUUUCG
Messenger RNA from [Torrubiella] hemipterigena, 1417 nucleotides. The record is from the annotation of a GenBank genome assembly. NCBI's taxonomy places the organism in Eukaryota, Fungi, Ascomycota, Sordariomycetes, Hypocreales, Clavicipitaceae.